Molecule: messenger RNA, 387 nt
Organism: Momordica charantia (bitter melon)
Lineage: Eukaryota; Viridiplantae; Streptophyta; Magnoliopsida; Cucurbitales; Cucurbitaceae
Source: RefSeq, a predicted model, not a curated record
AUGAAUGUUCAUAGAAGAGAUAGAGCCAUGCUCAGGCAGUACUCUCCCCCUCCCCCUAAUACUACUCAUCAUCAUCCUCACUUCACAAAUCUUAACCUAAAUCUUCACAACUCUAGCGCUAGCCCUAACCCUAACCCUAACCCUAAUCUCCCCACUUCUUCGGAAACUAACAAAUGGGCUGCCGGGGGCAACGAUAACAUUGUGUUCGGUUGUCCGCUGGAUCGGGGAGUUUCGGAUUUGAAGACUUCCAAGGCGGAGAUUGCGAAACCUAAUGUGUUUGAGAGAGGCCAUUGCUGUGGAGAUCGUUGGAACAAGGGUGAGAAAAUCAUUGAAAUUGGUACUAAUAAGGACAUUGAUUUGGAGCUUCGAUUAGGGUAUUCAGCUUAG